Messenger RNA from Otolemur garnettii (small-eared galago), 4633 nucleotides. RefSeq names its product hyaluronan and proteoglycan link protein 1 (gene HAPLN1). The coding region runs from base 304 to 1368 and encodes 354 amino acids. Gene Ontology annotation, biological process: cell adhesion. NCBI's taxonomy places the organism in Eukaryota, Metazoa, Chordata, Mammalia, Primates, Galagidae. The transcript has 5 exons. The record is from RefSeq and is a predicted model, not a curated record. Gene Ontology annotation, molecular function: hyaluronic acid binding.
GGCUGUAAUUAGGGAUCUGGGAGGAGAACUUUCCUGGUGACGCUCUGCUUUGCUUCUGCUCUUGGUGAGAAAGUGCCUCCUUCCCAGGAUCAGGACCUCUGCCAUCCAGCGCCACAGAGAGACAUUCUCUCCACACACACACACACACACACACACACGCACACACUGCCCAGAGACAAACUUAAGGUGAGGAGAAACUGCCAUAGCUUCACUUGAUCUCCAGCUUCCAACUUCAGCAGGACUUGAAAGCAUCUGAACUUUUGGAUUUCAGGACAAGUGAAGAAAAUUCUCUGGGCUACAAAGAUGAAGAGUUUACUUCUUCUGGUGCUGAUUUCUAUUUGCUGGGCUGAUCACCUUUCAGACAACUACACUCUGGAUCAUGACAGAGUGGUUCACAUCCAAGCAGAAAAUGGCCCCCGUCUACUCGUGGAAGCAGAACAAACCAAGGUGUUCUCACACCGAGGCGGCAAUGUCACACUGCCAUGUACAUUUUAUCGAGACCCUACAGCAUUUGGCUCAGGAAUCCACAAAAUUCGAAUUAAGUGGACCAAGCUCACUUCAGAUUACCUCAAGGAAGUGGAUGUUUUCGUUUCCAUGGGCUACCACAAGAAGACCUAUGGAGGCUACCAGGGUAGAGUGUUUCUGAAGGGAGGCAGCGACAAUGAUGCUUCUCUGGUCAUCACAGACCUCACCCUGGAAGAUUAUGGGAGAUACAAGUGUGAGGUGAUUGAAGGACUAGAAGAUGACACCGCUGUGGUAGCGUUAGACUUACAAGGUGUGGUAUUCCCUUACUUUCCACGACUUGGGCGCUACAAUCUCAAUUUUCAUGAGGCCCAGCAGGCCUGUCUGGACCAGGACGCUCUGAUCGCCUCCUUUGAUCAGCUGUAUGACGCCUGGCGGGGCGGGCUGGACUGGUGCAACGCCGGCUGGCUUAGUGAUGGCUCUGUGCAGUAUCCCAUCACCAAGCCCCGAGAGCCCUGUGGGGGCCAGAACACGGUGCCCGGCGUCAGGAACUACGGGUUUUGGGAUAAAGAUAAAAGCAGAUAUGAUGUUUUCUGUUUUACAUCCAACUUCAAUGGCCGUUUUUACUAUCUGAUCCACCCCACCAAACUGACCUACGACGAAGCCGUGCAAGCUUGCCUCAAUGACAGUGCUCAGAUCGCGAAAGUGGGCCAGAUCUUCGCUGCCUGGAAACUUCUGGGCUAUGACCGCUGCGACGCGGGCUGGUUGGCGGAUGGCAGCGUCCGCUACCCCAUCUCCAGGCCCAGGAGACGCUGCAGCCCCACCGAGGCCGCGGUGCGCUUCGUGGGGUUCCCAGAUAAAAAGCAUAAGCUGUACGGUGUCUACUGCUUCCGAGCGUACAACUGAGCGCGCCCCCAGAGCGUGUCGGUUCUCAAGUCACCAAGAACAUGUGAAAGGUUUCGUUGUCAGUAUGAACUCACGCAAGCUACCAAAACUGUGAUAACCCUUUUUUACUUACUGUAAAGAGUCAUUUUCAUAAAGACCAAUUCAUUGAUUUGUUUUUGUAAAGCUAUCAUUCAAUAUAUAUUAUAAAUUAAUAUAAUUUUAAGGGAAGCUUUACAUAAGAAGGCUUUAGAGCUAAACUGUUUAAGCUGUUUCCUCCCAACAAAGUAACCUUCCACGAACGGGCCAUGCAAUAGGUUGAGAACUGCUAGGGUUAAGUUGAGGCAAGGAAAGCUGCUCAGAGCAGCGGCUCUCACAAGCACAAACUUUACACAUUUGUACAAUUUUGAAAUGCACUACCAUGAACCAGUUACAACAAACGAUUUGAAAUACAGGCUUCUUUACAUGAACUGAGAAGUUACACAAAACUCUGUUUCACAAGGGAACAAUCUAUACUUUUCUAAAAGUUCGUAUUUCGAGCCUCCAAUAAACAGACUAUUUUACUCUUUAAAAUUCUGCCUUUUUGACCAAAACCAACAACAACAAAAUUCAUAUGGAUUCCAGUGCACAGGAACAAGCACAGCUAUAACUCCUUCAUAAUUCCAUUUAUAUGAAGUAUGAGACUUAAGCAGAGAAUAGUUAACCAAUGAAAAACUUCUGCCAUGUUAUCAUUAAAAUUACACAUGCCUAGGAAGAAUUGUUUUAUCUUUUGAGUAGCUUUACUGAGUUAUAUUUAAAUUCUAAGGGCCAUUUGCUAAGCAGCAUUUAGCAUCUACUCAGGGCAGUUCUAUAGAUAAACUGCUGGACAGAUAAAUGGUAAAACUUAGCAGCUUGAUUUUAUGUUAGCCUAUAAAAUGUUAUUGUCCUACAAAAAUAACUUUAUUUAAUAUUUCUUUUUUAUUUACGUUAUGUGAAAAAAUUACAACAUAAAAGAGUAACUAUAUACUUGACUAGCCAAGAAACAAAGACCCAACUUUCAAAAUUCUUAUUAUUCCUGUUUCUGUACACACCAGAAAGUCCAGCUGGUGCCUGUGUUUGGGAGGAAAGGUCAACAAUGUAGGUCUAAACGUUCUCCCAAAUAGAAAAUGUGCUCAAUAGUGUCCCUUUCCUUGCUGGUCAUCACUAGGCUUAAAUGAAAUGCUGACGUUGUCAUCCACGAGUUUACACUAGAAUCUUCAGGCCUUUAAAUAAAAGGUUAAGUCCAGCUUCAAACAACAACAACAACUUUCCACAUUAGCAGCUCCGAUCUUAAAUAAAGCUCUGUUUUUCUAUAUUUUUAUGACUGCUGAGACCCCACAGGGACCAAUAUUUGUAUUCAAAUUACAUUUCAUGGUUUCCCAUCGUUUCACAAAUGACUUCUAGUAAAUGGGAUUUAGUAUAAUAAUCCAAGUAUGACAUAGCUGGUAUGCUUUCAAGAAUGUUUUUAUGUAGAUUUUCCUUCCAUGAACAUGAGUAAAUAAAUCUGUUUCCUGAAUUGAUUGUGGUUGCAUUUAAAGCUCUGUAAUAAUUCUAAUAAAUAUAAAUGUAGAGUUAUGUGUGUGGAAGGUAUAGAACAAUUGGAAGUCCAUGAAAACAGAACCAUAUUCAUAUGCUAUCUAGAAAAAAAAUGUAAAUAAAAGUAGAUCCUUUCUUUCAUCAAAAAAUACCUAGAAAUGUUCAGAUGCUUUAAUAGUAAAAGAUGACAAUGUAUGCAUGCACAUUUUUAAGUUAGGUUGGAUAUGCAAGCUGUACAAAACUACAAAUCCAAAGAGAUUGUGAGUUUAAACUUAAACCCUGUUGGUAUAAAUAGAACUCAUCCUUCUAAAUUAAAGAUACCUGAAUGGCCUAGGAUAAGACUAUUAUAUCAUUGAAAGAAGGGACUAUCUCCAAAGUGACAACUCUAACACCUGAAAUAUGGGGGCAAGCUCACUGGAGAAAGUCCAUACUUGAAGUAUUAUUAUCUAUGCUACAAGAAAUUUGUUGGAAAUAUAAGUGAGAACAAAUUUCUUUUCAGGCAUAUAAUUUUCAGUUACUAGUGCAGCACUCGACCUGUAUAAUGUUAAGUAUAGUAGCAUUUCUUAACUUUUAAAUACUUAUUCGCAUAGGAAUUGGUGCUGAUUAAAAUCUCUGGAGUGACUGUUAGCUGAUUAAAAUCUAUACCAAUUGCACACUGUCUUGCCAUUCUUGUAUAAAACAAAAACAAAAAUCUUAACACAGUGAAUACUGCUGAGCAGAAUUUUUAUCUUCGGAUUUUGCCCAAAGGAUCAGAAUUUCCAUGCCCUUUAGACUUCUACUUGAAUGAGUCUUUUUAAUGUUCUCAUUUUGCUGUUUUUUCCACCAAACGUCUGUUUUCCUAUUUCAUUUCCUAAUAUAUCUCACUGAGAAUGUCUGAAAAAAGAAAAGGUUAUUCUAGUACAAGCCUGACAGAAUGUCGGUGCAAUACUGGCCAAUUCAGAAGUUGCUCUUUAGACUUGGAUUGCAAGAAUAUCAGAGGGAUGAGAUGGGAAGCUGAACUAGGAAAAUUUGUUUCGAUUAUUUUGUUCAUAAUUAACACAAAGUAUAUCUGCAAAUUUCACUAAAAUGCCUACAUUUGAAAAUUGGAACAAAAAGAAGCAAUUCAUAUAAGAACAUUGGAAGUGAAAACAAGUUGGUCACCUUAACACUGGAAGCCAUCUUUGAAUGAUCGCUGCCAUAUUUUAUCACAGUAAUUUUUAGCCAAAUAUGGUAUUUGUAAAUUUAAACAUUCUCUCAUGAAAAGGGGGCCGGUACCUGUUAAAGUGUUAUUUUAUGCAAUAAUAUAGUUGCUUAUUAUUUUGGCAAUUAGAAGUAGACUCAAAGGAGAUUCCAAUUUGGUUGCUGGCAGCCAUACUGGGUUUCUUGGUUUUAGUACUCCGAAGAAUAGGUGGUCUCAUGGACUAGCUGACCACUAAGUAGGAGAUGAGUAAAGGGAAUCACUUAUCAGUUUUAGCAUAAGGAAGAUCAAUGGAUAACUGACAUGGUUUUCUUGAGAAGUUAAUCAUCAUCGCUCACUACUGCCAGAGCAGGAAUCGGUACACACUAAAAGACAUGAAAAAUAAAAGUCAUUAAACCACCUGAUUAAAAGAAAAUCAGUCUUUAAAGGCAUUUAAUAGAUACCAAGUAUAAAUUUGAGAAUAAGAACCAAUCUGUAUCACCAAAAAAAUGUUUUCAUUUUCUGUAAGAUACAAUGAACUGGUAAACAAAUAUUAAAAGUCAAUUUUGUGUUACUGCA